Diceros bicornis minor is the source of this 667-nucleotide messenger RNA. It is a transcript of the gene S100Z, whose product is annotated as S100 calcium binding protein Z. NCBI's taxonomy places the organism in Eukaryota, Metazoa, Chordata, Mammalia, Perissodactyla, Rhinocerotidae. Bases 147 to 455 code for a protein of 102 amino acids. The transcript is spliced from 2 exons. The record is from RefSeq and is a predicted model, not a curated record. Gene Ontology annotation, cellular component: cytoplasm. Gene Ontology annotation, molecular function: calcium ion binding.
ACAACCGUCACUCGGGGGGUGACUCGGGGACGGUGAUGUUCUGUUUUAACGAAAGUGUUGAUGUUUCCCCACCUGCUUAUUUUGAACAAGUGUUUUCUCCCUGAGCUUGGUGCUCUGCCCCUGGAGUGUUCACUUUCGCUGCCAAGAUGCCCACCCAGCUGGAGAUGGCCAUGAACACCAUGAUUAGAAUCUUCCACAGGUACUCUUGCAAGGAAGGGGACAGAUUCAAGCUCAACAGGGGGGAACUGAAGCUGCUCCUGCAGCGAGAGCUCACGGAAUUCCUCUCGUGCCAAAAGGAUCCCCAGUUGGUUGAUAAGAUAAUGCAGGACCUGGAUGCCAAUAAGGACAACGAAGUGGAUUUUAAUGAAUUUGUGGUCAUGGUGGCAGCUCUGACAGUUGCAUGUAAUGAUUACUUCAUAGAACAAUUGAAGAAGAAAGGAAAAAAAGAUAAGUAGUAAACUAAGCUAAAGGCAGAACUAUAUCCCAAGUUAUUUACUUACUGUUCAUCUAUACCCUCCAGAUUUAUAGUUACAGUAAUGUCAUUUAUAGAUAUAAUAUACAUGUAAUUAAUUGUUUAUAUUGUUAACUGAUGUACACCUUAAUAUAUUGACUUUAAAUAAAUACUCCAAAUCUUAUAUGCCCUACUUGAAAUUUUCCUGUAUUAUUA